AUGGCCGGGGCAGUGCCUGAGAGCGGCAACACUGCGGCAUGGGUGGAUCUGCAGCUGAAGGCCUCCCGGAACCUCCGAGCCUUGUUUGCGGGCUACGGUUCCCUCCCGGAGUCUUGCGCCAUCGUGGCUGACCGGGAGGCUCGGACCUCUCUGUUGGAGCUGAAUCUGGAGGCUCUAGAGCAUCUGGCAUCUGCAGAUGGCGACGGUCACGGCCGGGUGGAUGUUGUGCAGGAGCUCCGGGCCGCGCACGCCGCAGCCGCAGCUGUCAAGUCCGCAGCGAUGCCUCUGCACUGCCAGGAGUCCGCCGACCUGAAACGCCGGUCGCUGGAGAGGCUCUGGGAGGAGUACCAGUUUGGGCCCCUCGUGGAGGAAGCCUAUCCCUGCGACCCAUGCGGCCUGCAGGGCAUGGCCAUGUUCCUGGAGUUCCACAUCGGUCGGGGAGGCGAGCUCCUGGAACGCCGCGCGGAGCCAGACCGAUCGGUCCUUCGAGCCCUGAGGGGCCUUCUGAGCCUGCAGCAGGUCCUCGCGCGCCCGGCCUCCAUGUCAACUAGUGCCAUGCAGGAUGUGGACAACUGGGGUCCCGACGUUGCCUUCGGCGGCUGGCGCAGCGCCGUGUCGGACGUCGAGGAGGCCGUUUGGAAAGGCCUGGCGUUUCCUGAGCUGCACACAGCUGCCGGGCACCUGAUGGCGGAACUUGCCAAAGCCGGGCUCCUUCCGGACAUCUUUGCAGCGAUGAUGGAGCAUCCGCCGGUGGUGGGUCUGGGUGGAACCACGCUGCCGCAGGGUCGCGAGCCUUCGGAUGUGCAGCCGCCCAGGGAUCCGAGGUUUCAAUCGAUGAGCAUCCCGGGGUACAACAUGAAGCCGGUGAACCGCUACGAAGAGCGUGCCUUGCGCAUGUGGGGCGACGAAGAAAUCGAGGAGAACUGGGACCCGGUGAGGCUGGGUCUCUCCUACAUCGACCUGACCCCCGCCUGCGACCUCCCGCUGCAGGUCGCCAUGUGCUUCCUAAGCGCUGCUUUGUGGCUUUGGAGAGCUCUAGAGCUGCUGGGCGACAACUGUGGAGGCGACGGCUGGCUGGACAUCUACAUCUUCGAGGAUAUUUGGUCUGCCCCGGAAGCUGCAAAGCGCCUGGCCAUGCAGUACAGCCUGAAACGCGCGGUUCUGGAGCUCGUGGACUACGCAGCCAACAUGGCCGAGCAUCAGCUUCUGCCCGGUGCCCGGCUGGCUGUCCAGCGCAGCGGGUACCUGCUGCUGCGGAAGGUCACUGCGCGCUUCGGCGUCGCAGAAGACGGGCCGAAAGUCAUGGCUCAGCUGAAACGCUACUUUGCGGCUGCCCGGGUGAACCCGCUUUGGUCGCCGCCGGUGCUCCCGGUCUCAGAUGCUGUUUUCAUCGACAUACUUUCAGGCAGGCUGCAUGCAGCCUUCCUCGAAAAGCUGCACUCCUUCACUCAUGAGUCGGACUCGUCGGUUCUGCCUCAAGCUGUGCCGGAGUACACACUCUACGAAGCAGCACUACUUGGUGGAGGAGAGGUCAACAUGACCUUUGCACGCUAUGAGCUGAUGGGCGCUUUGCUCCGCGACACGCGCAACACGUGGUCGCAGGUUGAGUCCUUGCUCAGCGACGCCCCAUUCCACCAGGAUGCCGCAGGCUUCGUGUCCGACCAGCGGCCGAGACCAAAAUGGGCCUCCCUCGUGGCCGAGUUCUCAGCGGUACGUGGACUUCGAGUCGAUACUGGCACCGGCACGGCGACCCUUCUGCUGUCAAGGCCCUCGGCCGCUGCGCCAGCGCUCUUCUCCUUGGCAGACAUGGCUGCAGUUCUCGCGUUGGAGGACGCGGAGCCCAUGGCUGUUAUGCUGGACCCUCCGGCUCAGCCUGGGGCGGGGAUGGCAGAAUAUCCCCACCAUCCAUUUCAGCGCGUCACCGUGAGCCCAGGUGCAGGUGCCAGCAGCCGCUUAGCCCAAACCUCGCUGCUGCAUGCGGCCUUGGCGAUACAGCAGCUGGCAUCCGGCACCGAGGUUGCCUUCAGAGCGCCUUUUCCAACACGAGACUGCGCUCGUGGCCUUUGUAAGGCGCUGCCGAAGUCGCUUCGGUCAAAGCUGUCGCCGAUUUCGCACCUGCGCACGGAGGUUAGCCGAGACUUCCGUGCACGGGAAGUUUCGCCUGCUGCAUUCAACUCCGCUGGCCACACCGUUGGUCAUGGAGUGCCCGAGGAUACCGUGCCCACCGCCGAAGUCCUGGGCCUAGGAUACAUCGCUUAUGCACCGCUGUGCCUGAACCUUGCAAGUCCAGAAAACCAGCAAGUCCUAGCAAGUGUCGUCCCUGUAGCCAGGGUACAUGCCGGCGAGCCCUUGCGGGAGCUGAACGAAGAGGAGUUCAGGAAGUGGCCCACCAGCCGCCUCCAAUCAGCGCUGAAGCAGAUUCAGUCGGAGCUUGUGGGCACGGAUCCUCAGGAUGAGCUUCCGCCCCUGGAGAAGCAGGAGCUCGUCGAUCGUCUCCUCCGUGCAGCCAAGAGGGGUUUGCUCGUCGAAGACGAGGAGGAGUCGAAAGACCCCUUGAUUCGCUUCUCCCGGCGGCUGACGCACCACUUAGCCGAGGUUGGCCAGCGCUGGCCACACUUGGCACGAAUCGCACCAUUCUGCGCGUUGCGUGCUGCUGGCCUCAUCAUACGGAUGCAGCUGCAACAGAUGAGGGAGUCCAUCAAGGAGCAGCAGGAGGGUCUGCAGGAGGCCUCAAAGCAGCACGCCGAUGGUGUGAGGACUCAGCAUCAUCAAGGUUGGCGAGGAGUGCUGGCGGAAGUGCACAAAGGUGUGCUGAGUCAGCUUGGCUUCGUUGACUUGGACCACGGCCGAUGCUUCGAAGGCAAGCCCCAAACCUUCGCCGACUGCUGCAGCGUGGGGGACUUCGAAGACCGGUGCUGGGGUGCUGAAUCGGAUCUUUCAGCACGUGACAAGGACCGCUGCUGUGGCGGCGCCGCAGGGCGCCGCGCGCUGAGCCCACAGCUCGUGGCCUCCGUCGCGGCGCAGUUGGGAAGCGCUUCCCCGAAGAAGCCACCCGCGGAGGUGCUCGUUCCGGCAGUAGAUGCCUGGUUGAAGGACCCUGCUGGCAGACUGCCCAGUGGCGAGACUGGCAGUAUGGCCCUGAUCCACCUGCUUGCAGAGGAUGUUUCUGCAGAGGAUGUCCUCCAUCAGCAGGGUCAGAAGCUCAAGGCGCCAGCAGAGAAGCUAGCUCUCGAUCUGAAAUCCAUGGAGGGAGCUCCUGGCGUCGUUGGACAAGACAACCACGAGAGCUGGAUCCCGGUGCCUACACUGGCUGCAUCGGGGGGCCGCCGUGCCCUCUACACGACCAUCGCCCUCUCUCCGCAGCUUCUGCCCCUGGAGCCCGACGAAGCCGAGGCCGCCGAGGCGAACGCGCGGAUCCGCACACCGGGCGCCUGGGAGGAGGUCCGACUGGAGGACGCCUCGGAGUCGGCGUUGCAGAAGCUGCUGGCCAAGGAGGCCGCCCACUUCGCGAGGCACGAGGCCUCUCCCACCCUCCGGGCGCUGCACGAGGCAGCGUCCUUGCUGAAAGAACUGGAUCAUCGUAGCGAGGAGCUGGAGGGACAGAGCAGCAAAGAGCCUGCCCAAGUCCAGGAGCACCUGGCCGAGUGUUCUGCCGGCUGGCGUGAACUCGGGGAGGCAGAGAUUCGGCAGCUCGCGCCGAAGAGUCGUCUAAGGCUCCGCCAGCGCGGCGGGGAGGAUCCGAGUGGCCGAGAAGUUCUGCUGCUGGCUCAGCUUCGGGUCACCGGUGAGCCCGGGACACAGGACACUGUCUGGGAAGUGCAGAUGCUGGACGGAAGCGAGCCCAAAAUCCAGUACUUUAACCUGCUGCGGUCAGACUUCGCCGUCGGUGAGCCGUGCCAGGGAACCCGGCCAGACAUCAACGCCAGCGAGGCGGAUCUGCGGCUCGAUACCCUGGGGCAGGACCACGUCCAGGCCUCGUCCAUCGGGAGCGCGGUACAUGCAGAGUGGCCCGCGUGCAUCGAAGUCGGUGUCUCCACCAGGUCUUUAGACGGCUCGGGGCUCUUCGUGAAUCUCGAAGCGCUGGGCAUCAAUAGCGGAUGCUUCCGAGACGAUUGUUCUCACUCUGACCACUUUGAGGCUGCAGCUCCGGCAGAGUGCGCGAAGAUCUGCCAGAAGAUUGGAGCCUGCCGCACCUGGACCUUCUGGGAGUCGAGUCCCUCGACGUGCUGGCUCCGAGGUUCGGCCUCCGGCCAGCCCGUGGGAAGGAUUGACGCUGCCGGUGCCGUCUCUGGGUCCUUGAAGUGCGCACCCGCCUUCGAUGCAGACACCCAGGGUCCCGCCGAACCCACGCUGCUGUCACUCAUUGCUGGCAGCAGUGGCACCAUUCCUCCCAGCCUUUGGCAGGAGUGGGACUUGGUCGGCACUUUGUCGGAGCUUGGCCACCUCACCCUCAAGGAGCUUCGGCGACUGCGGCCCACGGCGCGGCAGCGAAGCGCACUGCGAAUCGCUGCCAAAGCUUUGGACCCCAGCGUGUGGAGUCGGAAGCCUCUGGAGUCUUCGCCGUCCUAG
Molecule: messenger RNA, 4569 nt
Organism: Symbiodinium sp. CCMP2592
Lineage: Eukaryota; Dinophyceae; Suessiales; Symbiodiniaceae
Source: the annotation of a GenBank genome assembly